This is a messenger RNA of Elgaria multicarinata webbii, 8692 nucleotides long. It is a transcript of the gene SOCS6, whose product is annotated as suppressor of cytokine signaling 6. Gene Ontology annotation, molecular function: 1-phosphatidylinositol-3-kinase regulator activity. Gene Ontology annotation, biological process: protein ubiquitination; regulation of growth; phosphatidylinositol phosphate biosynthetic process. The transcript has 2 exons. Lineage: Eukaryota; Metazoa; Chordata; Lepidosauria; Squamata; Anguidae. Gene Ontology annotation, cellular component: phosphatidylinositol 3-kinase complex. Bases 237 to 1844 code for a protein of 535 amino acids. The record is from RefSeq and is a predicted model, not a curated record.
AUGAAGCUAUCAAAAGAAGUCCCGUUGAGUUCUUGAAAUGGAAUAUUCGUUAAUCAUGUUUGAAUAAGGCAGUGAUGUCAUUCACAAAAUGUAUGCUUCUGAUCUUCCAGCUGAAAAUGGGUCUUGGAAGUUAAAUGAGACUGGAUAAGGCACAUCAAUGAAGACACUCCUGCUUUAUAUGUUUUAAGGACAGAGCUCUAAAAGAAUUAAUCAGCCAGACCUGCUGUACUUUCAUAAUGAAGAAAAUUAGUCUCAAGACCAUUCGUAAGUCUUUUAAUUUAAAUAAGAGCAAAGAUGAAAGUGACUUCGUUGUGGUCGGACAGCCAUCAUUAAAUGAUUUUGGAAAAGAUGACUCCUUGUUUGGUAGCUGCUAUGGUAAAGAUUUAGCUACCUGCGAUAUCAACAGCGAAGACGAGAAAGGUGGCAAAAACAGGUCGAAGAGUGAAAGCUUAAUGGGUACGUUAAAAAGAAGACUUUCAGCAAAACAAAAGCAGAAAGGUGGCAAAGGUAGCACGCCAUCUGUGAGCUCUGCUGAUGAUGACACCUUUUCUUCUUCUUCUGCUCCAAUAACCUUCAAAGAUGUGAGAGCUCAAAGACCUCUUAGAUCGACAUCGCUCCGAAAUCACCAUUAUAGUCCAACUCCAUGGCCCCUUCGUCCAACAAACUCAGAAGAAACAUGUAUAAAAAUGGAAGUGAAAGUAAAGGCCUUGGUCCACUCCUCAAGUCCAAGUCCGGCACUGAAUGGUGUUCGCAAAGAUUUCCAUGACUUACAGUCAGACAACGUGUUCCAGGAACAAAACAAUGCAUUAAAAAGUACAGAAUCUCAGAAUGGAGAUUUGCAUCUCCAUAUUGAUGAACAUGUGCCUGUAGUUAUUGGACUUAUGCCUCAGGACUACAUUCAGUAUACUGUGCCUUUAGAUGAGGGAAUGUAUCCUUUGGAAGGAUCACGUAGUUACUGUUUGGAUAGUUCCUCACCCAUGGAGGUUUCAACUGUUUCUUCUCAAAUGGGUGGUAGUGCAUUUCAUGAAGAAGAAGUUCCAGUGAGUCAAGAUGUUGUAGUUGCUCCAGAUAUCUUUGUGGACCAGGCAGUAAGUGGUUUAUUAAUUGGUACCACAGGAGUUAUGUUGCAAAGCCCAAGAGUUAAUCACAGUGACGUUCCUCCACUCUCUCCAUUGCUACCUCCAAUACAGAAUAAUCAAAUCCAAAGGAACUUUAAUGGCCUGAAUGGCACAGAUGUCCAUGUGGCUGAAAGUAUGCGCUGCCAUUUGAAUUUUGAUCCUAACUCUGCGCCUGGAGUUGGAAGAGUUUAUGAUUCUGUACAAAAUAGUGGCCCUAUGGUUGUGACAAGCCUCACAGAAGAAUUGAAAAAACUUGCGAAACAAGGAUGGUACUGGGGUCCAAUUACACGAUGGGAAGCAGAAGGAAAACUGGCCAAUGUUCCUGAUGGUUCAUUUCUUGUACGAGACAGCUCUGAUGACCGCUAUCUUUUAAGUCUGAGUUUCCGUUCCCAUGGUAAAACUCUUCAUACUAGAAUUGAGCAUUCAAAUGGUAGAUUUAGCUUUUAUGAACAACCAGAUGUGGAGGGACAUACAUCUAUAGUUGAUCUAAUUGAACACUCAAUCAGGGACUCUGAAAAUGGAGCAUUUUGCUAUUCAAGGUCUCGAUUGCCUGGAUCUACAACUUAUCCAGUCAGACUGACCAAUCCAGUAUCUCGUUUUAUGCAGGUGCGCUCCUUGCAGUAUCUGUGUCGCUUUGUUAUACGCCAGUAUACCAGAAUAGAUCUGAUUCAGAAACUGCCUUUGCCAAACAAAAUGAAGGAUUAUUUACAAGAAAAGCACUACUGAAGGCUUAUGGGAACCUUGCAUCUUGCACUUUGGGAACAACAACAAAAAAUUAAAGGAGAGAGAUUGAAAUACCGUUUACAAACUUUAAUUUCUAUCAGUCUUUUGCUGCCAUAAUUUCAUUUUUGUGCAUAAAGAAGGGUAAUGCAUUUUUAUUUGUUUAAUGGGGUGGUCUGGGUUUUUCUUUUUAAAAUAAUUAUCUCAAGGGUUUUUUUUAGAAAAGUGAAAUUGCUAUCUUUCAUUCAAUGUGCAAAAUAAUCACAAUGUGAAUGAUAAAAGUUUCCCUAAAACUCCCCAUCUCCUUUGCUGCUAAUCCACUGUGAUUUUUAUGCAUUCGAAGCACAUUUCAUGUGUUUUCAACCAUAAGUAAAAGUUGAAACUUGAUGGGAUAUGUUUUGUCUUCUUCAAAUAGCCUGUUUUGUUUCCUCUUAUUUUUUAAUUAAAAAUGUUGUGGAUAAAAUGUGCUGGUAUACAGAAUUUAGAUGUAUGCUUAAAAAGAUUUCCCAGUAUCCUGAUUAAAAACCAUAAAGUUAACUGUGGGCUGGAGAGAACGUGUGAUGUAACACAGUUAUACAACAUAUUUUUUGAAAGCCUCCUCUCUUCUAAACAGUUUCAAAGAUUGUAGAUAUUGUUUUGCUUUUUUGUUCAUUUUUAACCAUUCUUAAACCUUUUUAAAAUGGCCUUUCAAAACAGACUUAGAAAAUAGGUAUUGAAAUGUUCAUGUUAAUAUUUAGACAGAGGGUAAAAUGUAAAUUAAGACAAUUUCUUUAAAAUUUCCAUAAUUUGGACUAAGCUAUGGUAGCAUAUGGCAAUAUAAUGGAAAGCUGUCUUCUUUUCAAGACAAUUUCAGUGUUGAAGGUUUGUCAGUGGAAUUUAAAACCCCCCAAAAUAAAGCAAAUUUCACUGGAGCUAAACAUUACCCCAUAAUUAUUGUAAAAACAGAAUGUUAUCCAACCAAAGUUAAACAUACUCAAGUUUCAUUAAUUUAAUUGGGUGAGUUAAACAUAUGCUUAAAUUUUCCCAUAGAAAUUUAUGGAAUAAAGAAGUACUUAACUUUGCUGGAUCAUGCCCUUAAUAAUAAAUGUGUUUUUAUUUUGUUUAGCAGUUCAUUUCCCAUAAUUAUAUUUCAUUUUAAUUAGUAAGGGGGGAAUUAAAUUUAUCCCUGAAGAUCUUUUUUUUUAUACUUACAUAUUUUAAAAUCAAGGAUGAAUUGAUUACAUCAUAAGCAUCACCAUAGGAAAUAUUUCUGUGCAUUACUAAUUUAAUUUCUAGUUAGUUGAAAUAAGGAAUCUAGGUCUGUUUAAAAUACUUGUCAUGGAAAAAUCUAUCAGGAACUGCUCUGGCACUAGUAUUUCCAAAACGUAUAUUCAUGGAUAUCUCCUUUUCACUUCAGUUAGACUUGUACAGGAGAAGUCUCCAAUGAAUUGGAAAAGCUAUAGAUUGCCUAUUUUACACAUUGGAUCUAAUACAGAGAAAGCUGGAAAAUAGGGAAAGUUGCAAAUAAUUAGAGCUCUAUUGAUUUCUGUGGGACAAUGUAACUAAUAGCGCAACUCCUUACACAUCUUUACAGAAGUAAGUUCCACAAAGUUCAAUGGGACUUGUUCCCAGAAUUACAGCCUAACUUUCUCAGAAAUGGGGCCAUUAUGAUUUGUGUUCAUGAGACUACUUCUGCAAGUUGUUAGUGUGGGAAAGGGGUAUGCCUAUUUUUAUUAGGAAAGAUCUUCUGAAUUGAAAUCUUAACAUGCAGGCAACCCAAUUCUGAAGCUUCUGAAAGAAAUUGUUCAAUUUGGGAAUGUGUUUUUAAGGUUACAGAUUUUAUUUCAUGCCAUUUUCACAUCUUUAUUUUUUGCUAUCCUCAGAAAGUUAUAGUCAUGAAUAAUUUUCUUAUCAUUUUCCCAUUUAUGGUUAGUUAAAAAAAAUAAAGUAAAGGGUUUUCAGAAAUCUUCGUUUUUGGAUAAUUCUCUCUUGCUUGUUCUACAUAGCCUUUUUUUUUCUUCUCUAAAGGAGUUUAUAAUAUUAAAGUACAGUGUUGCUGCAAGGUGCUGCAAUAGCACUACAUCCUGGGUUGCCUGAAUCAAUAUGCUAAACUUCUAUUUUUAAAGAAUUUAUUUUUAGAUCAUAGUGUUUAAAAAGAAUAUCAGAGGCAAAGCAUGUCUUUUGCUCUGGGAGACAGAGGUGGAAGCGUCUCUCCUGCCCAGUUAAAAUAGAUUUUGAAAAUAAAAUAGAGAGAGUGAUGUAUUAUUAAAUUCCUGAGCAAAAUAUAUAUGUGUGUGUUUAAGUCAUUUCUUGGCUUUGCCAUUCUGAUAUUUAUGCAAAAUCGUCAUGUUGUUUUCUGAUUUUUACCCCCAAAGUAAGACUACAAAUUUUAUACAUAAAAAGGCACAAUAAUAUAUACUAUGGUACCGUGUUUUGAGUCUGAGGAACAAAGAGGAAAUCCUUUUUAUACAAUAGGAAACAUUGUAUUUAGGGUAAAACACAUGUCAUAGGCGAGGUGGGGAAAUCCCCUUUCAAAAGUAGAAAAACAUUGGUUGGGGUUGGGGAAGUUUCCUUGAACAGUAAGGUGUAUGAUGGCAAAGUAAACAUUAUCCCAAAGUUUAAGAGUCUAAUGAUUUUUGAGACCAUGAUGGUAUUACAGUUCCAUAUCAAUUAUAUUUACUUAAAUCUCUACUGCCGCAGUAAUAUUGCUGUAGACCAUGAAUCUGCAUGCUGCAUUUCUUGCCAUGCUUUUUGCUCUUCAUUUCAUCAGUAGGUUCCUGAGGUGGUCACACCAUACUUGGAAUGCUCUCAUACUGUUUCUUCUCUCUUCUCUUGUUGUCAUAGCACAGUGUUACAGGAUCCCACUGUAGUAGUCUUGGGGAAGGCAGUGUGGCCCCCAAAAUGGCAAACCUGGUUUGCACAAUUGCUGGUGCUCAUUGGGUUUUGGCAUGCUGGCCGCCAUUGUGAAUAUUCAAGCUGCACUGGGCAAUCGCCAAGGCUUAUUGUGACAUGCGAACCGAGGCAGGGCGGCUUGUUGCCAUGGUGUUCACACAAUUAGCAGGGAGUUAACUACCUGCAAAUUAACAAGCCACAUAGUUAUCAAGUUACAGUGGUUUGUUAGGUGUGCAGGUUGGUCACAUGCCUUGGGGUGGGUGGGUGGAUUUGCAUAAUUCCUCUUGGCAGCGCAGCCUGUCAUGUUGUGUGAACCUGGCCAGGGUGGCUUGUUGCUGUGGGUGGCUUGUUGUUCACCACAGCAAUAAGCUGCCCUGGCCAGGUUUGCAUGAUACAAGAAGCUGCACUGUUGAGGGCAAAUCUCCCUGGUAUGUGCAACACAGUUAACAGGCCAACAUGGCUUGUUAACUGCUUGCCGACCCAUUACCAUGCAUUCCAGGAAAGAAUGAAAUGGGUAGAUCUCUCUUUCCCCCUGCUUUAACCUUCCUACUGCCAGCCUUUCAUUUCCCAGUAAGCCAUCUGACUAAUAGCUGGAGCAGCAACAGCCAGUACUAUGUGCUUGCCCUCAUCCACCCAAUAAACAAACAACGGUAAAUAAGAGUGGCAACCUCAGCACACCUUGAACCAUCUGCAUUUGGACUGAGCGAGCACUUUAGUGACAAAAGCAGCUCAGUGGGAGUAGGUACAUUCUGUUUUGUCGCUCUCAGCCAUCUGGCAAAUCUCUGCGGGUGGAUGAGCAGAUAGCACUGCCACAAUGAUAUUGGCUUUUAUUUCUCCUUGAAUGGCUUUGAAGUGAGUGGCUGGCUUGGUCAAGUGAUGGGGAAACAUUUGAUCUGAAGCCCAAUACCAUCUGUGUUGGAGGUUCUCUCUCUCUCUCUCUCUCUCUCUCUCUCUCUCUCUCUCUCUCUCUCUCUCUCUCUCUCUCUCCCCUGAUCCUAAACUGUUUAAGGUAAUAAGAUAGACAGAGCUUUUGGCAGCUGCUCUGUGUAUGCCCAGGUUUCAGUUUCCCAUUCCAGGUAACUGCUAGCUGUUUGAUGUGACUGGCAAAUUGCAUCCGUGUGUUGCACACAUGAGGAGAUACAUUCUGAAAUGGCUUUUGAAUGCUUUUCUUGCUCUCUCCUUUGAACAUUAUAGAAAGUUCAUCUCUUACUGCCACACAGAUUUAUAUGUUAUCUUCUAUCAGGGAUUUAGUGCAUUUUAACUGUGCACAUGAGUGGCCUGUUCACAUGUCCAUUGUAAUGAAUUAACUCACGCAACACUUCAUAACAACUUCAGUGAACAUAGCCUGCUGGAAAGUGGAAGUCCUUGUUCACUGACGUUGCUGCAGCAGCGCUGGCUGAAUUGCCUCUUCCCAUGUUACAAUGCUUUUGCCAGUAGUGCAAGCUGUUACACUGAGUCAUUUAACACAUAAUAGGUUUCAGAUAAACAGUUUAUCACAUCGAAGAAAAGGGACCCCUCAAGAUAGGGAGGACUAAAUCAGCUGCUUAGUAGUUCUUGUAACCAUAUGAGGUAAUUUCCACAGGUGUUAUUACCUUUUUGUAAACCAAAUUGCAUUGAUUAUAUAUCAACAUUUUUGUGCUACUGAAACACAAGCAGAAGAAAAACAACUUAAUGAGUGGCUUCUGAUAGUAGUGGUCUAAUACGUAGGGCUCUUUAUUUUAAAAAUUACCAUUACCUCUAUAUUAGCACAACUUAUGUAAUAAAUGCAAUUGGAAAAUGUUUUUACUAUAACCAGAAAAUGUUAUUGUACAUUGACAGAGAAACAGCAGUAUAAAAUUAGUGUGUUACAAAUUUGAUGAUAAAAAUAAGACAGUGAACUAGGCUGGAGUUUCUUAUGUACACAGCAAACAAUCAACCCAUAACAAUUAUACUUCAGUCUCUUGUAAAGAAAACUGCUUAUUUUAGUAUUCAGAAGAUAGCAAGUUAUUUUCAGUGGGUAUGUUGUGAGAAAGCAAGUAUGAAUUGCGGCAUCAAUUUCUUAGCCUCAGUAAUAAAAUAUUUGGAUAGAAUCUGGUGUAAGAAACAAAAGGCAAAGCCCAGCCUCGGUGACCUGGACAUAGACAGUAGGAUCCAUAAUGGGUUCAAUUGUAAAGGGAGUAUUUCUUUUAAAGAUUGGCCUUUAAUUGAUUUUUUUUAAAAAAAAAUUGUUAAGAGAAAAACUAUCAGAAUAUUACAGUGCUGCUGUUAUGUAUCUGCCUUGUUUCUUUGCCACAUUUAAAUGGCUAUGAAAUGGCAUCUGAAUUGGAGAUUUUCAAGCAUGGUAUAUUCACGACUAUAAAGAUAUAACUAACAUAAAUUCAUUUUUUCACAUUUCUGUAAUAUGCAGUUAAAUCUAACAGUGUAGCACUGGUUUUGAUGAAGCAUCAGUGGUUUCCCUUUCCCUUUCUCCACCUACAAUCAUUACCCACUGCUUUAAAUCUUCUGUCUUCUGCAAUGUGUUUUUCCCCAGGCCUUCCCCAUCUCCUACACUUCUCGUUCCUACAUCUUCCUUAGCUAGACACCCACAUACAACAAAUGUUCUCACAGACCCAAUGCCUAGAGUGCACUUAAAUGAAGCCUCUAAGACCAUCUGAUAAUAUCUGGUUUAUGUUAUUUCAAACACUGGAUACAGUGUCUUAUAGGAGUUCAUUGCCAGCAGGCAAGGCAUUGAUUUGUAUAUUCCCAAGGAUCACAGUUCAUAGGUUGGUAGCAGAGCUUGUAAAGGCUUGUGGAGUAUCAUGCUAUAGCUGCAGAAAGAGUUCACCCGAAAUCUAGCUCUUUGCUGCGAUGAAUAUAACAGAGUUGCUGUUGACUUUUUCAUGUGAAAAUCUACUUAUGUGUUUUGCAAUUGGGAGUGAAAGUAGUGCAGCCCCAAACCCAACAGUAGCUGCAGCAGAGAGAACAAAGCUUGUGGUUAACCUUCACAGAACUGUUUCUUCGAGCUAGAAUUGCUGUGGAAGAGGCAGGGAAGGCAGGCUCACAUUGCUCAUGUCAGUGAGGAGCAGAGCCUCUUCAAUAAGGUAGAAGGGAAAUCUUUAGCAAGACAAGGAAUCCAGAUGAAGCAUGGAAAUAAAUUCCUCUAUAAGUUUUGAGUAAGCUCCACUUUUCUAAUUUUAGCCAAGUGCUCCUUGGGCUGGGGAGUGAGGAUUUAAACUAGAACUUCACUCAUCACCAACAUUUUUUCAUUCUGUUGUCAGUAUUUACUUGUCCCAGGAGAUCAAAUCUAGCAAAUCUUGGGGUCUGUUUGUAUUUCUAAAUGCCCCAGGUAUCUUUAAUAUUCAUGUCAAGGUGCUUAUCUCCAUAUGAACUCUUACUGCUGAACUUCUCAAAACAUGCAGUUUUUCGUACAAAUGCAUUUCUUAAUGUGUAAAUAUUGGAACUGUUCAGUGAAACCAAAAUACCAGCAAUAUACUGACUGUGAAUUCCAGAAAGGAAGGGUCUUUAGUUACAUAACACUGAAAUUUUAAUCUAAAAUAUUGGUCACAUCAGCAAUUGCUACUAUUGUAUCUUUGAAUAGUAUAAAAAUAUAUGAAUGAUGCAUUCUUUAACAAAGAUGGGAUAGUUCUUAAAAUGACAAAUACUGUAGAGUUUGAUGUAUUUGGAAAAUGGUCCAAACUCUUUAUGCCAAUAAUGGGGUGGGGUGGGGGAGAAAUUCUUAUAGAAUUUUGUAUUACUAUGUAUUGGGUUAAAGAAUUUUUAUAGUGGUGAUGGAGUGCCAUGAAAUUAAUACUUAAAAUCCAGAUUGCUGUAGUUUACACUUUUCUGUAUGUUUCCAACUAAGUGUGCGUUAUUUGUACUAAGCACACAACAGAAUGAAUUAUCCAAAGUCCAUUGAUUUUAAAUGUGUUUUGGUUUGUUAAAAAGAUUAUAGUAAUUUCUUGCACAUUUUUUGAAAAAUUGUAUAAGGAUUUAUGUAUCUGCUUCUAGAUACAGUGUGUAAAUAA